Laccaria bicolor S238N-H82 is the source of this 3105-nucleotide messenger RNA. RefSeq lists its product as uncharacterized. The transcript is spliced from 3 exons. NCBI's taxonomy places the organism in Eukaryota, Fungi, Basidiomycota, Agaricomycetes, Agaricales, Hydnangiaceae. Bases 1 to 3105 code for a protein of 1034 amino acids. The record is from RefSeq and is a predicted model, not a curated record.
AUGGCGACUGGGAGCGUACAAGAAAUCGGCAAGGACCCUCUAUAUCAGAAGCGCGUAACCACUUUCGCGACCACAUAUCUGCUAGGAUAUCGCAGCGUUUUCAUACGCCCCAAUAACAAUGGUGCUGACACGAGUUUUGAGAACCUUUUACCACCAGGUACCAUCGCCGUCGACAUUCCAAUGGUGAAAGAUUCUCCACUGCACAUCGUCAUACAUGCGGAAAAUAUCGUGUUUGCUAGGGGCACGAAAUACCUCUAUCGAACAAAGGACAUCACCAUCUCAUGUCGUUCAGUCAUCUUCGUUUCUCAUCCAAGUGAUUUGAAUACGCCCGUUACAUUUGAUCUCACCGGCGAGGCUCAAUCUUCAAUUCCUGCUGAGCCGCAAAUUGCUGAUCAUGGCACGGACCGGGUAUACAUAGUGGGACUUGAAAGGCCCGAGGCUAAAGAAUACGGCUCCGAUGGUUCAAAAGGGAUUGAUGGCACGGACGGCGGGACAGGGUUUGCUGGCGGCAAAUUUACUUUCAACGGUGACUUGCAGCUUCCAGCGGAUGCGAAGGACCUAUUCAAGAUUGUCACAACAGGUGGAAAGGGGGGCAAGGGUGGGAAUGGUGGACAAGGAGGCACUGGCGGAAAUGGUUGGCGUGGGUUUGGCGAUGUGCCACUGCCCGAGCGUGACUUUCGGCGGAUGCUCGAUCUUUUACCAGGAAGGGCGGGCGGAGAUGGCGGAAAGGCUGGCCGACCAGGUUAUGGUGGGAGUGGUGGCGAUGUCAACAUUAUCUGGACAGUAAACGGAGAGACUCCCAUGCAGGAUGAGAAAUUCAAGCGAUUCGAAAAUCUGUUCAUCAUACAAGCCGAUGCCGGGCAAAAUGGGGAGCCUGGCGAAGGUGGUCUGGGGGGCCCUCCUGGAAAGGAUUGCCAGGAGACGCUGUGGUCCGAAAUACUGUUUUCUGAAAUUUCGCCAAAGCCUGUGGAGUCUUAUGUGAAGUCGAAGCCGAUUUGCAGGAUUGAACUUGGCUUUGGUUGCAGGUGGGACGUACAGUUCUUCAUCGAUCCCGCUGCUAUCCGCGGGGGCGCUACGGGGUCUCAAGGAGUUGCAGCCAUUGGCGUUGCGGGAGCCCAGCCAUCGGCCGGGAAAAAAUACUCGCCCCGGCAGCUGUUGAUGAUCAUUGAACGUCUCUCCUUCGAGUACUUCGUCUAUUUUUCUUCGCAGUUCUAUCACUCGACCGAAAACCUCGAAGCCGUCGAAAAGAUCAAAUCACCCUUCGGGGGGAGUCUCGCUUGGAUUAGUAGCAUCUGUGACCUUGAUGCGAAUGAGAAGAAUAGAGGCACGGUUGGGCCGGAUACGUUGCUGUGGAAAGAAGUGCACAGCUCGUUUGGUACGCUAUGUCGCAGGAUCAACGGGAUGAAGGACAUUUUCGACUGCAGUCUCAUCUCUGUUGAACAGCCGCAUCUCGGCUUGUGGGAGGUUGAGUCAAUCUUGAAGAACUAUAACGAUAUCUCGAGCCGAGCCAAGGUUGUCCGAGAGUAUCUUCGGGAGGGAGCCGCGAAACGACUGGAAAUCCGUGUUCAACUGAAGGGAAUUGCAGCGCAAGUCACAUCCGAACUGUCGAAGCGCACAAAAGCUAUUGAGGACUUGAAAUUGUUGAAGGACAAGAUUGUUUCGGCUAAGGCUCAUGUGUCCUCUAAACUGUCGGCAUUACGUGGGAAGCUGACAGAUCUCGAGGAUUCUAUUCGGAGAGAGGUGAAUUGCGAUGUGUCAGAAAUCUUGAAUGCGCUCGGAACGGUGUCACUCUUUUUUAGUCCUCAUGCGGGUCCUGCUUUCGCCAUUGGUGCUGUUGCUACCAUGGCCGUUGCUGCCCAAAAAAGUUAUGCGGCAAGCUUCGAAUCUUUACCAACAGAAUUCGGUGGCCAUAUCGAAAAAAGUUACCUAUAUGACCGCAUCGACACAUUGAAAGAGAACAGUUUGAAGCUCAAAGAUGACCUGGCUGACACAUUUAAAAAGCACAAGGAGGGAAUUUCUGAUGGAGGCCUCUCGAUGAUAAGGGUUCAAACUGAAAAAUUUGAACGAAUGUCGGAGGAGUACCUGACCAAAAUUAAAGCAACGGCCCCAGUGAAAACCGGGUACCAGGAGCUCAUCGAUGCCAUACAGGACAAGAACGACCUCCUUGACGCUUACAAUGAAACGUAUCUCAGCAUUUCGAGCUCGGACAUCCAUAUUGACAGUUACACGAAGAAUGCAGAGAAUUUGGAAGCGAGCACUGGCAAUUUCGCUGAUGACGAGCUGCAGUUGAUCGAUGCCUUCCUGACCAGGGCAUGUUCCGAUAUGGGUCAGAUGGCAAUUCGUUCACUUUACAACGCGGGCCGGGUGAUGAAUUGUGCCUCCCUGUCGUUCUCUAGGGUAUUCACGCCAUUAGCGACCCUCCAGUCAUUUUCCGGCCUCACACCUCAAGUCCUCGAGGAUGCAUUUAAAGUAUAUCUCCUGGGGCAGGACGUACGGAACCUGAACGAUAUUUGGACCCAUAACCCAAGCGUCGGUAUGGACAACUCACCUCCCAUCGUAAUGGCCUUACACGCCGCUGAAUAUGAAUCUCUCUUCGAGUCUUUACGCCAGAAGCAUCAAUUCACGUUUGCUCUCAACCCCAAAAAUUCAGCCAAGCUUGGAUUCGGCAGCGACUGGUGGGAUGUUCGACUCAGAGCUUUGGAAGUGUACCUCCCAGGCGCGGUCCGCAUCCCAGGCCAGAACGACGACGAGAAUGAAAGGCCCCAUAUUAAUCUCCGUAUAUCUACCUCAGGAAAAGCGACUUACCUUGACAAAGAGGGCAAAACUCACAAAUUUGAGCUGCCUCAGAUUGUGAUGCCUUUCCGCUAUACCUACGCACGAAAUUCCGUUGACGGAAGCGAAGAUCUGAUCGGGAGCAAGCCGGUGGGAGGGGAUGCGUUCCUCUUUAGCCUUGAGCCGAAUCACCAACGUGAUUACAUCAUUCAGUCACCCUUCGUAGCAUGGACUGUGAAUGUCUCCGAUGAAAAACAAGUUAAAGUCGCAGACUGCAAGAAGAUCAUCUUCAAAUUCCAUUUAACAUACCGCGCCCGUCAGCCGAAGGUUUAA